Leishmania mexicana MHOM/GT/2001/U1103 is the source of this 1059-nucleotide messenger RNA. Its product is annotated as nucleoside hydrolase-like protein. The record is from RefSeq and is a predicted model, not a curated record. The coding region runs from base 1 to 1059 and encodes 352 amino acids. The transcript has a single exon. Lineage: Eukaryota; Euglenozoa; Kinetoplastea; Trypanosomatida; Trypanosomatidae. Gene Ontology annotation, molecular function: hydrolase activity, hydrolyzing N-glycosyl compounds.
AUGCCUCGCCGAAAGAUUAUUAUCGACACGGACUGUGGCGGCGACGAUGCCAUUGGCAUCAUGACCGCGCUGGCGGACCCCAACACCGAUGUCAUCGCCAUGACAGCCGUCUGGGGCAACGUCAACGUGAAUCAGGGAAUGGAGAACAUCGGCAAGCUCCUCGACGUUUUCGAGCGCGACAUUCCCUUCUACAAGGGUGCCGAGGCGCCGCUCGUGUCGGAUCCCGAGACGGUGCAGUGGGGCGGCUUCGGCAAGGACGGCUUUGGCGAUGCGGAUUUUCUGCCGUCCGCACGGGUGCAGGAGCAGUCCAAGACGCACGCCGCCCUCGCCAUCACGGAGCUGCUGCGAGCGGCCAAGCCGGACGAGGAUACUGUCUACCAGCUCGUCUGCCUGGGACCCCUCACCAACAUUGCUCUGGCGAUGCGACUUGAUCCGGAAGUGUUCCACGUACUGGGCAGCGAGACGGAACCGGCCAUCACAAUCAUGGGUGGCGCGACCGAGGCGAAGGGCAACUCGAACUUGACGUCAGAGUUCAACAUGCACUGCGACCCUGAGGCAGCGUACAUCGUCUUCAACCAGCGUAAUAUGCGUCCCGUCCGCGUUGUUUCGUGGGAAGUAACGGUGGACUGCUCCAUGACGUGGACGUUCUUUGACAAGUGGAUAGGCCGCCAGGAGGACGGGAAGAAGCAGCAAAACAGGUUUCAAGUUUUCAUUGAGAAGGUGUUCCAGCGGCUGGAGGCCUUCACCCGUCCGCUUCCCGAUGGCACCAAGGCGAACACCGGGGACGCAGAGGCGACGCAGGACAACACGUGCGUCAUCCCUGAUGCGGUGGCCAUGGUCGCCGCUCUUUACCCCGACAGCAUUCUGGAUCGCUUCAUCACCUACUGCACCGUAGAGCUGCACGGGCGUGAGACGCGUGGUCAAACCUGUCUGGAUUGGUACGGCACUAAGCAGUCGAUGGCAAAGCGAGGGCGGUGGUGCAACUGCGAGCUGAUCACCCGUGUCGAUAACGCUCGCUUCCUAGAGGCGAUGAAUGGCAUUCUGAAGUACCAAGUUUAA